This is a messenger RNA of Pisolithus orientalis, 2155 nucleotides long. Its product is annotated as heterokaryon incompatibility protein-domain-containing protein. Lineage: Eukaryota; Fungi; Basidiomycota; Agaricomycetes; Boletales; Pisolithaceae. The coding region runs from base 196 to 2007 and encodes 603 amino acids. The transcript is spliced from 3 exons. The record is from RefSeq and is a predicted model, not a curated record.
UCAUCAUUGUAGCUCAGCAGAGGGUCAAGAGCACACGCGCCUUGUAAUAUCUCUAUCGAACAAAUUGACCAUCCUGCACAUUUCCCUCUCGUUUCGUUAGAUCAACCUAGUGAUCGUGGCACUCGAGACCUCACAUUAAGUGUGUGACAUUGGGAUCGUUGCAGGGUGGACUUACUCAUCGAUUACAGUUACACUAUGCGACUUCUUGACGCUGAUGCUCUACUCUGCAUUGAGACAAGUAUCGACAAAGGGGAGAGGGUUGACCCUACAACUAAAAUCCUCGCUGAGCUCCAUGGCAAUGCCCUCAUAGAAAAGGGAUAUGCCAUACUGUCGCAUUGCUGGGGCGAGGUAGACCAAGAAGUGUCUUUCAAGGAGGUGAAGAAGUUCUUGAGUAUGACCCAGGAGAAGAGGAAUGAGAUCAGGGAGCGCCCUGGAUACCAGAAAAUCAUCCUUACCUGCAGGCAAGCACAAGAGGACGGCUUGAAAUGGGUGUGGGUCGACACAUGCUGCAUCAAUAAAGACAGUAGCGCUGAACUGUCAGAAGCAAUCAACUCGAUGUACCAGUGGUAUGAAAGUGCAGAAGUGUGUUAUGCCUACCUCCACGACGCUGUUGGGGACUGGAUGAACCGAGGAGAAUCGAUGCUCAUUCCAAGGUGGUUCUCGCGAGGCUGGACACUGCAAGAACUUAUCGCACCCAAGGUUGUCUACUUCUUCGAUCGGAGGUGGGAAUGCAUAGGUGACAGAGAAAAACUUGCAGACAUUCUCAGUGACACUACGCGAAUUCCGAAGUACGUCCUGAAGCAUGGACUAGAUCCAAGGGUUCGUCCCUGUGUAGCCCAGGUUAUCUCCUGGGCUGCUGACCGCACGACAACACGUGAAGAGGACCGAUCGUACUCGCUAUUGGGGCUCCUCAAAGUGCACAUGCCGAUGUUGUAUGGAGAAGGGAAGAAUGCGUUUCGUCGUUUGCAGCUCGAAAUCAUUCGCACAUCUAACGAUCAGAGCAUCUUUGCUUGGGGCCACUCGAGGGAAUUUGGAUGGUCCAAUAACUUCUUGGCGGAUGAUCCAAGCUACUUCAGUGAUUGCGGUGAUGUCGAGUUGUUGUCACCCGACGAGAUCAUCAAGGACCUCGAGGAAGACAUCCCUAAAGAAGAACUCAGCAAAACUCCCGCAGAACGAUUUCGCACGUUUACCGUGACUAAUGACGGCAUACAAAUGUGGCUACCCACCACAUCCUUCGGGCCACUUUCCGAGGUCAAGUUGGCAUGCCGCACCAAAUACAGCGGGGAGAUAACCAUACGCCUGGCGCUUUUCGGAUCCACCUCUCUCAGAAUUUUUGCCAUUCCAUACAUCCGUAGAUCUGGGAAGCUAGAACUCAAGCAGCACUUCCUUCCAUAUAAAGCAGCCGAGUACCCGACUACAUACACUUCCGAAUUGCGUGAAGAGGCACUUUUCCAUUGUGGCUUCGUCCGGGACCGUGUCCUGCCUGAUGGCAUAGAAGUAAGAGGAAAUCAAGUUUCCCUCUCGAAAGACAAGGAUUUUGCUGCCAUUGCUUACAUCUGCAGGAAAGACAAAACUCGCUUUUUAGUCCUUCUCAGAUAUUGUGCCGGGCGUCACUCUGCAUUUGCCACCUUGUGUCCAGAGAAUUUGGAAUGCAAGAUGGCAUUCUUGCGGUUUCAAGCCUUGGAGAUACUGUUCAACAGUCAGCUGAAGAACCCCAGAAAAUUUACCCGGCAUAUCCACCUUCGUCGAUCUAUUGAAGAUGUCUCUGUUAUGGUUAAUAAUGAUUGGAGGGUGGAGGCUUGUUUCGUUGCGAUCAAUAUAACCAAUUGUCCUGGCAUGCUUGGGUCCCAAGUACAUCAUCCCAAUAAACUGACUGAUCAACAAUGUCUAGAACAUGGCGAAGUCAUGGAGAUGCUCCAGGCGAUAAUACAUAACUUCUCAGUUUUAGUUGGAUGGGUAAGUCUCCUAUUAAUUCCUUUUCACAUCUGGUCAGUUUGUGGCUCAUGAAUGUCUCCUAGACAGAGUUGUAUAAGCCAGGGCAUUCAAGUGGGGUAGUGACCUGUGGGGCUGCCAUUAAAUUCUUUUUGGGCAUAUUUGGUGGCAGUGACUUCAAUGAUUUUGUGGGCCUUUACUUCCUGUUCAUAUUGACCUCCUG